Molecule: messenger RNA, 1191 nt
Organism: Pseudomassariella vexata
Lineage: Eukaryota; Fungi; Ascomycota; Sordariomycetes; Amphisphaeriales; Pseudomassariaceae
Exons: 3
Coding region: 1-1191 (396 amino acids)
Biological process (GO): transmembrane transport
Molecular function (GO): transmembrane transporter activity
Source: RefSeq, a predicted model, not a curated record
AUGGCCUUGUGUACCCUUGUCCUCGCCGUUGCUAUUGAUUCGACUAGUCUCGCCGUCGCUUUACCUACUAUGAGCACUGCCUUGGGUGUCUAUCGAGGAACAUGGUUCAGUGUCUUGUCAUCCAUGUGGUCUGUUGGAACUGUAACCGGCCCACUGAUUGGUGCUGGGUUUGCCCAGAAUAUCAGCUGGCGGUGGAUAUUCUACGUCAACCUGCCUAUCAUCGGUCUCGGGCUCGUGUUUGUCGUGCUGUUUCUGCACCAGGUUAGGAUACCGGGUAACAUAGUCGGCAAGCUCAAGAGAUUCGAUUGGUUAGGAUCAUUCCUGUUUACGGUGGGUGAUACUGCUUUUUUGUUUGGAGUAUCCGUUGGCGGCGUGAUGUACAGCUGGACCUCGUGGCGGACACUGUUGCCCCUGAUACUCGGGAUUAUGAUUGUGGCUGGCUUUGCGCUAUGGGAACUCUGGUACGCCGCCGAGCCCAUCAUCAGCAGAGAGAUCUUCGGCAAUUGGACUUUGAUCAGCACUUACAUUCAGGCCAUCUUCCAUGGCAUCAUUCUAUGGUCUUUGUUAUACUUCCUCGCAGUAUCACCCACCGUAAACAGGAAUGAUCCUAACCAAUCGAAUCUCUUGAGCUUGCCGACUAUGUUACCCGGUAUCCUCUACCUGCUCAACCCUGGGACCAACGUCCCGGCGUGGAUUUUCCUCAACCUCCCCAUCGGCGUGGGAACCGGCAUGCUCUUCCCCGGUAUGAGCCUCUCCAUCCAGGCCGCGUCCGAGCCGGCGCUUAACGGUCAGGCCGCCGCAUUCUUUUCCUUCCUGCGGACGUUUGGUCAGUCCCUGGGCGUCGCCAUCUCGGGCGUCGUUUUUCAAAACGCUUUUAAAGUGAAGCUGGAGGCGCUGCCGGCUUUUGUGUCCGUGGCGGACGAGUACUCGCGCGAUGCGACGAUUGUGGUUGGCAUUAUAAAGUCGAUGCCCGAGGGCGAGGACAAGGCCCUGCUCGUGCAGGCGUAUGCCGAUGGACUGAAGAUACUGUGGAUGGCGCUUGUAGCGUUUUCUGGCGUGAGUAUGCUGUUGAGUUUCUCCAUUAAGGAGUAUUCGCUUGAGCAGGAGCAUGUUACGAAGCAGCGGCUUAGGCGGGAGGGGGAGAUGCCCAGUAGGAGUGAUGUUGAGAGUGCUUCUGGGGCUGACAAAUAA